Molecule: messenger RNA, 876 nt
Organism: Mustela lutreola (European mink)
Lineage: Eukaryota; Metazoa; Chordata; Mammalia; Carnivora; Mustelidae
Exons: 8
Coding region: 1-876 (291 amino acids)
Source: RefSeq, a predicted model, not a curated record
AUGAUAGGGGGAACUAAGCUCAGGGAAGUAAAGUCACCUGCCCAACAUCAUUGUACUGCUCCUGGCAGAGCCCCAAACACCUGGUCUCAAGCACAUCCUGAACUGGCCACCAGCCCUUGGCUCAGCCCUCCGGGGACAACAGAAGUGACCAAGGUGUGUCCACGCCUCAGGGACCUCUCGGCCUCCUCUCUGGUCCUCACACCUGCCAGGCUCAGCGGGAGGCAGCGGGUCUGGACCCAUUCAGUGCCAGGGCAGCAAAUUCAGCUCCUCCUUCCAACCAGCCUGCUGCUGACCAGAGCGGCAGCACCUGUGGUCUCCGACAAUCCUGACCCCGCAGAAGGCAGUCCCACCCCUGCCUGGUGCUGCCCUGCCCCUAGGGAGCUGCUCAAGUCGGGAGGAGGCAGCCAGACCCUUUCCACAGAGAUCACAGCACAGGGACCCAAAAUAUGUCCAAAGGGAUAUUACACACAAAAAAAGAUGCUAUCCAGUAGAGGAAAACAUAGAUUCCGUGAAAGAAGCCAGUUGCAAAGGACAAAUCCUGCAGGAAUCCACUCAUAUGAGAUGAACACAAAUUCUGGAGAUCGGUGGUGGCUGCCCCUGGACAUGACGGUGUUAAUGCUGCUGAAGGGACACUUAAAAAUGGUGAGGACGGUAAUUUUCCAGUUACGUGCAUCUGACCGCAAUUUAAUGAAGUUAGGAAACGAGAAGCAUUCUCUUCGAAAAAAAAUUCUAUCAGUGACAGACACGCCACAGGGCACCGUCCUCCCUGUAGAGAAGGAGAGCCCAGGCUGGAGCCAGGAGUGGGAGGAAAGGUCUCCCCUCGUCAUCAGUUGCGCACAGCCCCCACCCACUCGGGAGCGGGGCACUGCCCUCUAG